Molecule: messenger RNA, 1002 nt
Organism: Penicillium chermesinum
Lineage: Eukaryota; Fungi; Ascomycota; Eurotiomycetes; Eurotiales; Aspergillaceae
Exons: 3
Coding region: 1-1002 (333 amino acids)
Biological process (GO): mRNA splicing, via spliceosome
Cellular component (GO): catalytic step 2 spliceosome
Molecular function (GO): protein binding
Source: RefSeq, a predicted model, not a curated record
AUGGCAACACCCGUCAACGCCGUGACGUUCUCCAGCUAUCCAGGUACCUAUGUGCUCACAGGCUCCUCAGACCGCGCAGUCCACUUAUCGCGCGCGGUCCCGAGUAAUGCAGAAAACUCUGCACGUGCAGUCGAAACCGUCUCGCCAAUCCAACGGUACGAAGCACACGGUUAUUCGGUCCUCGACGUCGCGGUUGCGGCCGACAAUGCGCGGUUCGCCAGUGUAGGCGGCGAUCGGCAGGUCUUUCUAUGGGAUGUCGAGCAGGGUGUCACGACUAGGCGAUGGGAUGGACAUUCAAGCCGCGUCGAGGCUGUGCAGUUUGCGGGCGAAGGGGACUCGGUGGUUGUUUCUGUGCUGACGAAUCUCGCGCGUGCAGGAAGCGCCGAUACAAUGGUCAAUCUGUGGGACACACGUUCUAAAGAUUACAAGCCUAUUCAGUCCCUGUCCGAAGCAACCGAUACUGUCUCCUGUCUCCACGUCCAUAUGCCUUCUUACUCGAUCGCUGCGGGUAGUUACGAUGGCCAUGUGCGAGUCUACGAUGUACGCAUGGGGAAAAUGACAGAUGAUGUGCUGGUGCAUCCGGUGACUAGUGUCCGCUGCUCGGCAGAUGGCAAUGGGCUGCUCGUUUCGACGCUGGAUAGCUAUGUCCGGCUGCUGGAUCGCAUAAACGGGAAACUCCUCGCGGCAUUCGGCGGCCCAGAAAAGAGAGGAGAGCAAUCAUUGCCGGGCGGUUUGAGCAAGGGGCCUCGCCAUAUCUAUCGAAAUACUGAAUUACGGGUCCGCUCUGUAUUCGCGCAAGGCGAGGCGGUCGUUCUUAGCGGUAGCGAAGCUGCCAAGGGCGGCGAGGGGCCCGCGGGCGCAGCGGUCUUUGCGUGGGAUAUUGUGAAGGAAGAAGUCGUUGCGACAGUACCGAUGGGUGAGGGGGUGAAAGUGGUGAGCUGUGUAGCUUGGAACGAGCAGGGGUUCUGGGCUGGUGGAUGUUCGGAUGGUAAGCUUGUUUGA